AUGGAAACCGAACCUGUACACUUCGAGGGGCUGUUGCGGGAGGUGCCGGCGCUGCUCGAUGCGCUCCCGGCGGCCUCGAAGCGGGCCGUCGCGGCGACGUCGUGGGCCGCGCUGAUCACCGUGCUCGAGCUCACGCGCGCGGAGAUCGGCCUGCAACCAUCACCCGACUCGAGUGCGGUGCUGCGGGGCAUCGCGGCGCGCAUGCCGGCGGGAACGCAGCCGGCGGCGGGGAGCAUACGCUUUGCGGAGCUCUUCGGGGCGGUGAUCCCGGCCGACGACGCCGGGACGUUCCUGACGUGCACAAAACCGCCGCCAGGCCCUUUCCAGACGCUGUGCCAGCAGCUGGCGGCGCUCGAUCGCAUGGUCGCUGCGUCCGCGGAGGCUGGACGUCCGCUGCGCCUGCGUGGCAUCAAGUCGCCGGAAGGCGCUCCCGAGCCCGAGAAGCCAAAAGAAGACAAACGUCGAUUACAGCCUAUGUUUUGGCGCAAAAAACGGCCCCCGAAACCCGCCCCGAAAGGCAACGGCGUGCUCCUGCGGCUGCUGCGCCGCCCGUCGGUACAGCAGCACCUGCUGGCGCUCGACUUGCGGACUUGCGGCACGCACCGCGACCUGGACGGUGCUGUCCUGGACACGGUGACUGAGGAGCUGCGGGGGAACGGGACGCUGCAGGAGCUGGGGUUGGGCAGGGCGUGCAGCGACGCCGCCGCUGCGAACGUCGCGCGGGCGGUGCGGCAGGGGCUGCCCUUGCGGCGCCUGCGGCUCGAGAGCGAGCGCAUUGCGGCGGGGGGCGUCGAGCUGGUGGGCGCGCUGUCUGCGGCCCCGAGCGUGACCGAGCUAGCCCUGCCCGCGUGCGCGCAACUGCCGAACGCCGCUGUGCUGGAGCUGGCGAGCGCGAUCGAGAGCGGCGCGCUGGGGCGCACGCUGGAGACGCUCAACCUGGCCCCAGUUGGGAGCGGGGCGACGUCGUCGUACAUCGAGUCGGAGAGCCACGCGGCGCUGGGGCGGGCGCUCCGGGGCAACGGCGUGCUCCGCGGACUAGACUUGAGGCACACCAGUGUCGCCGACGCGGGCGCGGCCGCGCUCGGGGCGGCCCUGCGGACGAACUGCGCGCUGGAGGAGCUGCGCCUGGACGGGUGCAGCAUCAACGACCCGGGGGCGCGGGGGCUGGCGGCGGGACUGUGGGCCAACACCAGGCUGCGCGUGCUGACGCUGACCGGGAACGGGAUCACCUGCCCGGGCGCGUUGCAUAUCGCACAAGCCCUGGGGAGAGACUCCGCGCUGACGGAGCUGCGGGUGGGCGGCCAAGCCGAGGCGUUCGACGAGCUGAUACCGAUCGACGACGACUUCGCCGCCGAGGUCGCGGCGGCGCUCCGGCGCGGCAGUCCGCUGACGGAGCUCGAUGUGUCGUACGGGCUCGACAUCACGUCCAAGGGGUUGUGCGGGAUUUUGGACGCAAUGGUGGAGCGCGGCGAACGCGGCAAGGUGCAGCAGGUGUGGGCCAAUGGUACACGGGCGUGGAGGCAUGAGGUUGCGCCGAAGUUGCGCGGGGUGGACAUGAGGGGGCGGGGGAGGAUCAUUGUGCACAUGCGCGAGUACAGGAGCCCCGACACGAUCGACACGGACGAGAUGGAGGGCGCGCCUGCGGGGGUCGAGGGCACGUAG
Messenger RNA from Pedinophyceae sp. YPF-701, 1662 nucleotides. Lineage: Eukaryota; Viridiplantae; Chlorophyta; Pedinophyceae. The record is from the annotation of a GenBank genome assembly.